UACACACUGGCCACUCUGCCGGUGAAUGAAAUCAGCGUUUGAGUGGUGAGGUAUUCAAACUACAGUAUUCAGACUAGUGAUAAGUUCGGGAAUUCAUGUAAAGUAGUUUAUCAGAGAACUACGUGAUUCAUCUGUUCACCGAUACAUGUCAAUGUGUGUAUGUUAAGAUACAACCUAGGUGUUAAAUGUUGCAGAAUAGGGCCAUCGUGAGGACCACACACUUUGAAGGGAAGAGAGGUGGCGAGAGAGGAUGAGUGCCCGCAGGAGAGGAGGCAAGCCCAACCGGGGAGGAGGAAAGUUCAACAAGCCCCGAGGAGGGGGAGGUGGGGGGAGAGGGGGAGGCGGGGGUGGAGGUGGAGGUGGGGCUGCAGGUGGGUGCAGGAAGGGAGCCAGCAGCGGCUGGGACGAUGGAGAUGAUUUUAGCCUCAAUCUGGGUCCGGCAAGCUCCCACAGACCCCAAGCCAGCAGAGGCCGCGGCAGGGGGAGCGGCAGGGGCAGAGGACGCGGGGGUGACGGCAGAGGACGCGGGGGUGAUGGCAGAGGACGCGGAGGUGACGGCAGAGGACGCGGGGGUGGGAGAGGGGGUUUUGGUGAGAGCAGAGGACGUGGGGCUGGGAGGGGCGAAGGUGGGAGAGGGAGGGGAUUCCCUCAGGCCUCCUACCGGAGCAGCCCCCGACCGGACGAGGCAGGCCGGGGGCAGUUGAGAACUGAGCAGCAUGCCCCCCUCCCUCUGCAGAAGAUCCACAUGACUUCAGAGAACCAGCUUCAGGUCAAAGAACUGCUGAGAGAACUGCAGAGCCAGGAGUAUGGCACCUACCACAGUGGGUCGGGCUCAGAUUAUGAGGAGGAGGAGGAGGAAGGUGAAGAAGAGGAGUACGAUGAGCUGGACGUGCGUGAUGAAGGCCAGUACUGGAGCACACAUGAUGAAGGGCUGGAGAGUGCUGAGACAGAGGAGUACUGGGAGCCCGAGGAGGACAGGAGCACACACGCUCCCGAGCCUGUCGCCUCGCUUUUCGCCAUAGGGACGCUUAGCAGGUAUGGUUUCGAUCGUGAGCGAAGCCGGCUUGCGUUGGAUGCGGGGCCUGGUGAGGUGGGUGGGACUCUGGAGCUCCUCCUCCAUCAGCUUUUCUCUGAGCGAUACGGAGCCGACUCUCUCUCCCCCGCCACCCCCGACCCGCCAUUGCUCAGAGACUGCGAGAGCAUCCGCCAGGAGGAGGCGCUAGCGCUCACCGCCAUCUAUGGUGACCGAUUCUGCCAGCGCAUCGCCGACCAUGUCUGGACCAUCGACGUGCAGCUCGAUUGGCUCCUGUCAGUAGGGCGGGAGCAGAACUCUGCCAAAUCAACCAAUCAGGGCAAAUCGGGGGCAGGCUCAUCCGCUCAGCUGUGUAAAUACUACCUGAAAGGAGCUGGGUGUAAGUUUGGCGAGCGCUGCAAGUUCAAGCACCAACUCCAGGGGGAGGAGAGUCCUCUCCAUGCCCCACUGGGGGGCACCCAGGCGGGCUUCAGCAGUGCAGACACCACCUUGUACCAGCUGGAGGUGCGGUUCCUCCCAGGCAGCCGGUACCCUUACCAGCCUCCCCUGGUGGCCUUCAGUACCAAUGACCCCUCUCUCUCGGGAGCGGGACGUCUCAGCCUGACGGAACACCUCUUUGGCCUAUCAUUGAUCGCCGCUCAGGAGGGCGAGCCUGUUAUCUACACACUUCUCUCCACCCUUGAGGAGGAGCAACCUAUCAGAGACCUUCUGUCAGUGACGCAUCACAAGUACAGUGCCCCGCCCCCAGUGCUGGUUCGGCCCCCGGUGCUGGUUCGGCCCCCAGUGCUGGUUCGGCCCCCAGUGCAGGCUCGACCCCCAGUGCUGGUUCCACCCCCAACAAACGUGACAGCAAAGAGCAAGAAUGGCAGGAAUGCCAUGACAACCCCCCCGGCAACUGUAUCCAAGCCAACCUCUGUGACAGUCAACAGUGUUAGAAACAGACAACCAGUAGUGGAGAGUGUGUGUCAGAAGGAGCUGGAGGAAGAGGAGGAUGAGGAUGGGGAGGAUGAAGCUGAGGUGCCGGUUGAGAGCGAGAGCUACGUUAACUUCAGGAAGAGGAUGGAGAGGAGGAACGAGACCAAGCCCCAGGACACUGAGCAGGAGAACAAGAAACUCUGCAGGGAGUUCAAAAAGAAACAGACGUCCAGGCAGUACACGUCCAUGCAGCAGCAGAGGCACAAGCUGCCGGUCUGGAAGGAGAGGAAGGGCAUCCUGCAGAGUCUGGAGAAGAACCAGGUGCUGGUGGUGAGCGGCAUGACCGGCUGUGGAAAGACCACUCAGAUCCCACAGUUCAUCUUGGACGAGUCCCUGAAUGGUCAUUCUGGGAGGGGCGUGGCCAACAUCAUCUGCACACAGCCACGACGUAUCUCAGCUAUCGCUGUGGCAACCCGUGUUGCCCAGGAACGGGCAGAGCCUCUAGGCCGUUCCACAGGUUACCAGAUCCGCCUGGAGACAGUACGGUCGUCUAGUACCAGGUUGCUGUUUUGUACCACUGGUGUUCUCUUAAGGCGUUUGGAGGGGGAUGCAGAGUUAAAUGGUGUCACACAUGUCAUCGUGGAUGAGGUGCAUGAACGCACUGAAGAGAGUGAUUUUCUACUCUUGGUCCUGAAGGAUCUGAUAUUGCAGCGAUCUGAUCUGAAGAUCAUCUUGAUGAGCGCCACUCUCAAUGCUGAGCUCUUUUCCCAGUACUUCCACACCUGCCCCUCUGUCCACAUACCAGGACGGACAUUCCCUGUCGAACAGUUUUUCCUAGAGGAUGCUCUUGCUAAAACAAGGUUUGUUAUGGAGGAUGGCAGCCCUUACCGUCGCUCUGGUAAACCCAACGCCCAGUCCAACCGUGGGGGAGGGACCAGUAAGGGGCGGGAACUGGUUGACGAUAUAGGGGAGGAUGAUGGUUGGUCCUUCAACGCGUUCGCCAGGAAGGACGCUGUCAAGGACUCCAUCCCUGACGAGCAGCUUAGUUUCCAGGACCUCCAGGUCCGAUACAAGAGUUGCUCCAAGGCUGUGCUGAAGAACCUCGCUGCCAUGGACCUGGAGAAGAUCAACAUGGACCUUCUGGAGGAUCUGCUUGAGUGGAUAGUGGAUGGAGAUCACAGCUACCCACCAGGUGCAGUGCUGGUGUUUCUACCUGGCAUGGCUGAGAUAAAACAGCUUUAUGAACAACUUCAGUCCAACAGGAUGUUCAACAAUAGAACAGCAAAGAGGUGUGCAGUGUACCCUCUACACUCCUCUCUGACCAAUGAGGAACAGCAGGCGGUGUUUAACCGCCCACCAGAGGGCGUGACCAAGAUCAUCAUCUCCACCAACAUCGCCGAGACGUCUGUUACCAUUGACGAUGUCGUCUAUGUCAUCGACUGCGGCAGGAUGAAAGAGAAGAGGUACGACGCCAGCCGUAGUAUGGAGAGUCUGGAGGAUGUGUGGGUGUCGCGGGCGAACGCUGUGCAGCGUCGGGGUCGUGCGGGCCGCGUGGCCUCAGGAGUGUGUUUCCACCUGUUCACCAGUCAUCGCUACGAGCACCAACUCACCCCUCAGCAGCUCCCUGAGAUCCUCCGCGCCCCGCUGGAGCAGCUCUGCCUCAGGGUGAAGGUGUUGGAGGUGUUUGCGGACCGUCCUCUGCACUCGGUCUUCUCCCGUCUGAUCGAGCCUCCGUCGGAGGCGAGCUUGGGCGCGGCGCAGCAGCGUCUGUGUGACCUGGGUGCCCUGACGUCCGAUGAGGCCCUGACGCCGCUGGGCUGGCAUCUGGCCUGCCUGCCCGUGGAUGUGCGCAUCGGCAAGCUCAUGCUGCUGGGGACCAUUUUCCGGUGCCUGGACCCCGCCCUCACCAUCGCAGCCAGCCUGGCCUUCAAGAGCCCCUUCAUGUCUCCAUGGGAUAAGAGAGAGGAGGCAAAUGAGAGGAAGUUGAGUUUUGCUUUGGCCAACAGCGAUCAUCUAGCCCUGGUCCAAGCCUAUAAGGGUUGGUGCACAGCUGCAAAGAGAGGCACGAGCGCCGGAUAUCAGUACUGCAGGGACAACUUCCUGUCUGCACGAGGGCUACAGGAGAUUUCGAGUCUGAAGCGGCAGUUUGCGGAGCUUCUGUCUGACAUUGGCUUUGUGAAGGAGGGACUGAAGGCCAGAGUGAUUGAGAGGAUGAGCUCAAAAGGCACUGAUGGAGUACUAGAGGCUACAGGACACGAGGCAAACCUGAAUGCUGACAACACUAAGCUGAUGUCCGCCUUGCUGUGUGCAGCCCUCUACCCCAACGUAGUGCAGGUCCGUUCUCCACAGGAAAAAUUCAAGCAGACGAGUAAGGGAGCAGUGAGGAUGCAGCCGAAAGCAGACGAACUACGCUUCCUCACCAAGGAUGAUGGAGCUGUGAACAUACACCCCUCAUCAAUCAACUACACGGUGCGCCACUAUGACAGCCCGUAUCUUGUGUACCAUGAGAAAGUGCGGACGAGCCGUGUGUUUAUCCGGGACUGCAGCAUGGUGAGUGUGUAUCCGCUCGUGCUCUUCGGCGGGGGCCAGGUCAGCGUGGAGCUGCAGCGCGGGCAGUUCAUCGUCUCCCUCGACGACGGGUGGAUCAAGUUUGCUGCCGCCUCGCACCAGGUGGCAGAGCUGGUGAAGGAGCUGAGAUGGGAGUUGGAUCAGCUUCUGGAGGAGAAGAUCAAGAAUCCCAGCAUGGACUUGAUCACAUGUCCCAGGGGCUCACGCAUCAUACACACCAUAGUCUCCCUCAUCUCCACACAAUAACACACGCACGCAAACACACACACUCACUCUAACACAGACCUGAUCACAUGUUCCAGGGUGUCACACAUCAUAUAUACCAUAGUCUCACUUAUAUACACACACACACACACACUCACUCUUGCACAGACCUGAUCUCAUAUGUGCCCUACAGUAUCACUGCUGGCACUAUGCAUAUAAUGAAAACACACACUCACACACACAUACACACACAAUUACACUGGCAUAUUCAACAACACACUCCCCACAGCUUCCAAGCCUCUGUGGAUUGCAGCUGGUUUAUGAAGCAAGAAUGAUAUGAAAGUCAUUCUUGCCUCACUGAUAUGUGUGGGAUUGUACCCAUAAUGGUGUAGGUGUUUACAUGCUUUAAGCAUCUGGACAGGCCAAAAUCCCACCUGCAAGUUUCAGCUGCCAAAUGUAUCUAAAUUCAAGUUAUGUGUACUUAAAUGAUUGUGCGUGUGUGUGUGUGUGUGUGUGUGUGUGCGCGUGUGUGAGACAAAAGUGUGGCCAAUGUUGCCAUGGUUUCUAUGCCUUCUUAUUCGCUUGUGUGAGCAGGAGCACAAGCUCUCAGAUAGCGGAGUCCAUAUUGGAUCCUGGGUUUCCUUUGAUGAAUUCUUAUUGUUGUUGCAUGUAAUGGAUGAUUCUCAUCCAAACAUCAUACAUAUCAUGCUAUUUAAGUCUAAAAGGGCUCACUUUAAUACAAUACACAUACCAUGGAUGAGCUGCAAAAGGGACAUCCACAGAGUGUGUUGUGUUGAGCGAGGUCUUAAUAAAUAAAUGGGGGAAUAACCUCUCAAUUCUACUCCAAA
Molecule: messenger RNA, 5568 nt
Organism: Clupea harengus (Atlantic herring)
Lineage: Eukaryota; Metazoa; Chordata; Actinopteri; Clupeiformes; Clupeidae
Gene: dhx57
Product: DExH-box helicase 57
Cellular component (GO): intracellular anatomical structure
Molecular function (GO): RNA binding; metal ion binding; ATP binding
Source: RefSeq, a predicted model, not a curated record